AUGGGUAUGGCCUUUUCGCGCGUGUUCGAGCGCCUCUUCGGCAAGAAGGAGAUGCGCAUCCUUAUGGUCGGUCUCGAUGCCGCCGGUAAAACCACGAUCCUGUACAAGCUUAAGCUAGGAGAGGUGGUUACUACCAUCCCUACUAUCGGUUUCAACGUGGAGACGGUGGAAUACAAGAACAUUAGUUUCACGGUGUGGGACGUCGGUGGUCAGGACAAGAUUCGUCCGCUGUGGCGCCACUACUACCAGAACACACAGGGUCUGAUCUUCGUGGUGGACUCGAACGAUCGCGACCGUGUGGACGCUGCUCGUGACGAGCUGCACCGUAUGCUGAAUGAGGACGAACUGCGGGACUCUGUGCUGCUGGUGUUUGCCAACAAGCAGGAUCUGCCGAACGCUAUGAGUGCCGCAGAGAUGACGGACAAGUUGGGACUGCACGGUCUGCGUCACCGCCAGUGGUUCAUCCAGGCGUGUUGCGCGACGACGGGUGACGGUCUAACAGCGAUAAGUUACACAAUCAAGCUCCAUGACUUACGGUCGGGUCUGCGUCACCGCCAGUGGUUCAUCCAGGCGUGUUGCGCGACGACGGGUGACGGUCUGUACGAGGGUCUGGACUGGCUGUCGGCCACGCUUCAGAAGCAGAAGUAG
Phytophthora nicotianae INRA-310 is the source of this 648-nucleotide messenger RNA. Its product is annotated as ADP-ribosylation factor. The record is from RefSeq and is a predicted model, not a curated record. Gene Ontology annotation, molecular function: GTPase activity; GTP binding. The coding region runs from base 1 to 648 and encodes 215 amino acids. Gene Ontology annotation, biological process: intracellular protein transport; vesicle-mediated transport. The transcript is spliced from 3 exons. Lineage: Eukaryota; Oomycota; Peronosporomycetes; Peronosporales; Peronosporaceae. Gene Ontology annotation, cellular component: cytoplasm.